CAAGUUUGGCCCUGAAAAUUGGGCAUUCUCUCAGAAAGAUAAGUGACCUCAUGAUGUGUCGUGCCCUCAUGGAAGAGGACCAAGAGGGGAUCGAUUCCAUCAAGAGGUUUCAUACACUUCAGAAAACAAAGUGGUCUGAAUUAGUUUCCCAUUCUGCCUUAUCAAACCUGAGCGAGGCCAAAUGCAACAAGAGCACCAGGCUUCCACUGGCCAAAGACGUUCAGAAGAUACAGUUACAUCUUGGUCAGCAAGUGGAAUUGGCUAAGGAGAAACUAGCCGAUAAUCCAGGUGAAGUGGCGCGAAUGACUGUAAAAAAUGUUGAAGAUCGUGACAUGUCACAACUUAACGAUGACAUAAGCACUGGGCUUACAGAAGUUGAGAGGAGACUUUGCAAACAAUUCGCCAGAGUGGAAUUGAGGGGGGAAAAAGGACGAAAUGUUGCGGUGAUCCUGACUCCUGAUAUGACCGCUAACCUGUCACCCCUCAUUAGUAAGAGGAAAGAGUGUGGAGUUACUGAAAACAACGAUUACCUCUUCGCUGUUCCUUGUAGUCUUGGUCACUACAGAGGGCAGUUUGGUCAAUUUGCAGAUGCUUGUGGAGCCGAAGAUCCUCAAAACCUCAGAUCAACUAACCUUCGCAAACAGAUCGCCACAAUAAGCCAAGUCAUGAACUUGAAAGAUAAUGAACUGGACCAGCUGGCCGAUUUUCUCGGCCAUGACAUUAGGGUGCAUAUAGAGUACUAUCGACUGCCCCAAUCAACAAUUCAGCUGGCUAAGAUCUCAAAACUGCUUAUGGCUAUGGAGAAGGGAAGUGUGAAGGAUAUUCAAGGAAAAUCUCUUGAUGGAAUCGGUGAUGACACAGAAGAUAUGGAUACAGGAUCACAGCAACUCCCCGAUGUUUCCACUCUGCAAGACAAUGAAGAAAUAUUGGCUUCUGACACUUUUGGAUCGCCUCACCUCUCCGAGACCGCAGCUCAAGACAAUGAAGUAAUGUUGGCUGCUGGAACUUGUGGAUCGCCUCACCUCUCUGAGACCGCAGCUCAAGAUGACCUGUGGAACUCUGUCUGUGUGACUUCUAGUUCACCUCAUCUCCCUGACUCAGUCACUCAAGGUUUCCGUGUUUCAUCAAGACGGUGUGUGAAGAGACCAUGGUCCAAGGAGGAGAUACAAGCUGUGAUGAAACAUAUGAGGCCUUUUAUUGAAAACGGUGUCACUCACCAGUGAGCAGUGCCUGAAGUGCAAGGAAAAGGAACACCCUGUGUUGGAGACAAGAUCCAUUCAAAACAUUCGAUAUUUUGUACGCAACAGAGGCUUGACUUUUAAAAGGCAUUCAAAGGCUAAACACUAAAUGCACUUUUGGCUAGCCUGAGACUUGGGUCUAAUAUUUUAUAAG
This is a messenger RNA of Sardina pilchardus (European sardine), 1392 nucleotides long. RefSeq lists its product as uncharacterized. The coding region runs from base 51 to 1223 and encodes 390 amino acids. The record is from RefSeq and is a predicted model, not a curated record. The transcript has 6 exons. Lineage: Eukaryota; Metazoa; Chordata; Actinopteri; Clupeiformes; Clupeidae.